AUGCCGGCCUCGUCCGCCUCCGCGCGUUCCCCCUCGGUCCUCUCUGAGCGGCGGAAUUGGAGGAGGUUAUCCGGCUUAUCUACCUCCUCCCCCGUCGACUCCCGCCCGUCCCCGGACAAUGGCCAUAGCACUGCGAUCACCGAAGAGAUCAGCGAGAUCAAGCGUUACGAGGACUUCACCACAAUCGAUUGGGUUCAGGAUGCGAUCCAUGAACAAGCGCAGCGACGAGCCAAGCGUCGCGACGGCUCUGGGUUUUGGGAUCAAGAAGGGACAUUUGGUUGGAGACGGAAAGUCCGCGAAUCUUACGACGCCGGACAAGCAUGGCUGGUGAUUACGAUUGUCGGUGCAGUUAUCGGACUUAUUUCUGCCAUUUUGAAUAUCAUCACCGAGUGGCUGUCGGAUAUCAAGCUGGGGUACUGCACGACCGCUUUCUAUUUGAAUGAGCAGUUCUGCUGCUGGGGGUCUGAGGGAGGCUGUCCCGAGUGGAAACCCUGGACCUCCUUCUGGCUUGUCAACUACGUUGUAUAUAUCUUCUUUGCGAUUAUUUUCGCCUUCAUCGCCGCACGCCUGGUCAAAUCAUUUGCGCCAUACGCCGCCGGUUCUGGUAUUUCCGAAAUCAAAUGCAUCAUUGCUGGGUUCGUGAUGAAGGGGUUCCUAGGCGCGUGGACCCUCUUAAUCAAGUCCAUUGCUUUGCCGUUGGCAAUCGCUUCCGGUCUGUCGGUGGGUAAAGAGGGGCCCAGCGUUCACUUUGCGGUCUGUGCGGGAAAUGUCAUAUCUCGCUUUUUCAGCAAGUAUAAGCAGAAUGCCUCGAAGACUAGAGAGGUCUUGACGGCGACUGCGGCGGCCGGUGUAGCUGUCGCUUUUGGCAGUCCCAUUGGUGGGGUGCUCUUCUCCCUAGAGGAAGUUGCGUCGUAUUUCCCCCUGAAGACCUUAUGGCGGAGUUACUUCUGCGCCUUGGUAGCGACCGGGGUGUUGGCUGCAAUGAACCCGUUUCGAACCGGACAGCUCGUCAUGUUUCAAGUGCGUUACGAUCGUACGUGGCAUGCAUUCGAGCUGAUAUUCUUCGUGUUGAUCGGGAUAUUCGGUGGAUUGUAUGGCGCACUCGUCAUCAAGUGGAAUCUCCGCGUCCAGGCCUUCCGGAAGAAGUACCUGUCCCAACAUGCUGUCAUAGAGUCUGUGGUCUUGGCGGCUAUAACGGCAGUCAUCUGCUAUCCCAAUAUGUUCUUGAAGAUCAACAUGACGGAGAUGAUGGAAAUUUUAUUCCAAGAAUGCGAAGGAGGUCAUGAUUAUCACGGCCUUUGCGAAUCCAAGAACCGAUGGGCAAUGGUGGCGUCGCUGGCGGCCGCUACUAUGCUGCGCAUUUUCUUGGUGAUCAUAUCGUAUGGCUGCAAGGUCCCGGCUGGGAUCUUCGUGCCUUCCAUGGCCAUCGGAGCGUCCUUUGGCCGAUUGGUCGGCAUCAUUGUUCAGGCUCUGUAUGAGAAAUUCCCGAACUCGCAGUUCUUCUCGUCUUGCGAGCCCGACGUCCCCUGCAUCACCCCCGGGACAUACGCCUUCCUCGGCGCGGGAGCCGCUCUGAGUGGUAUCAUGCACUUGACUAUUUCUGUGGUAGUCAUCAUGUUCGAGCUCACCGGCGCAUUGACGUACAUUCUCCCGACUAUGAUCGUUGUCGGAGUUACCAAAGCCGUGGGUGACCGCUUCGGUAAUGGGGGCAUCGCAGAUCGCAUGAUCUGGGCCAACGGGUUCCCCUUCUUAGACAAUAAAGAAGACCACGUCUUUAACGUGCCCGUAUCGCACGCCAUGACAUCCGACCCAGUCUCACUUCCUGCAUCAGAUUUUCCCGUCCGCGAGGCAGAACACCUCCUCAGCGACAACAAAUUCCAAGGCUUCCCGAUCGUCGAAGACCGCACCAGCAAGAUCCUCGUCGGCUACAUUGGCCGCACGGAGCUCCGCUACGCCAUCGAUCGGGCCCGCGCGGCGGGCAUGCUCUCCCCGAACGCAUGCUGCGUCUUCACCAAAGAGGCGGCGGAGGCAUCCGUCGCGCGGCGGGCAUCCUCCGUCUCCCGACAGACACUUGCGCCCGAAACCUUCGACGACAUCCAGCGGAGCGCUGGCGCCAGCGAUGUCGACUUCAGCCCGUAUAUCGACCACACUCCGUUGACGGUGCACCCGCGUCUGGCGCUGGAGACCGUCAUCGAGAUCUUCAAGAAGAUCGGUCCCCGCGUGAUCCUCGUCGAGCACCGCGGCCGGCUGACCGGCCUUGUCACCGUCAAGGACUGCCUGAAGUACCAGUUCAAGGUCGAAGCCGAGGAGCAGGCCCUGGCCGCGACCCACCCCCCGGAACUCGCCCUGGGACAGCAUUCGAACCAGCCCACGCGGGGCGAGACGCUGGAAGAACGCGUAUGGGGGUUCAUACAGUGGGUGGGGUCCAAAGUGCCCCGGUUCCGUCGCGAGAACCGACCCUCCCUCCCGGACACGACGCGCGAAGGCGAGGGCAUGCUCAAUGGGACGGAAGGCGAGGAUGGGUUUGUAGAGCUAGAAGAACGACAGUAG
Molecule: messenger RNA, 2550 nt
Organism: Aspergillus terreus NIH2624
Lineage: Eukaryota; Fungi; Ascomycota; Eurotiomycetes; Eurotiales; Aspergillaceae
Product: chloride channel protein
Exons: 7
Coding region: 1-2550 (849 amino acids)
Biological process (GO): intracellular copper ion homeostasis; chloride transport; transmembrane transport
Cellular component (GO): early endosome; fungal-type vacuole; endoplasmic reticulum
Molecular function (GO): voltage-gated chloride channel activity
Source: RefSeq, a predicted model, not a curated record